AUGUCUAAAAAGGUGGGAGCAAUGGGUGGUAACAUGGGGGCAGAAUUUGACGAUGGUGUUUUCGACGGCGUGAAGAAAAUAACUGUGGCAAUAGAGGGAAGUCCUUCUGACUGUAUAUCCUAUAUCAAGAUUGACUACGGAAAGGACGGGAAACUUGACAGCCGUGAACACGGGACAAUUCGUGGGGAACUAAAAGAGUUUUCAGUGGAUUAUCCGAAUGAAUAUAUUGUAUCCGUUGGUGGGAGCUAUGAUCAAGUUCAGUCAUAUGAAGCUGUGCUGAUCAAAUCACUAAUCUUUAAAACCAACACUGGGAAAACAUCUCCGGUAUUUGGUGUGACAACUGGGACAGAACUCAUGCUGGAGGGUAAUAAUGGAGGAAAGCUUCUUGGACUCUUUGGCCGCUCUGAUAAAGCUCUUGAUGCCAUUGGAGCUUAUUUCGACACUGGUUCACUAGGAGGUGUGGCACCACUCGGUGGUAAAAAUGGAGCAGACUUCGACGAUGCUUACUUCGGACCGCUUGGUGGCAUCAAGGGAACACCAUUUGACGAUGGUGUUUUUGAUGGUGUGAAGAGUAUAACUGUCGGAGCUGAUGAAUUCAGUAUAAUUUAUAUCAAGAUCGAGUACGAAAAGUGCGGAAAAGUUGAAAUCCGUGAACAUGGGACAAACCGCGGGGAACUAGGAACGUUUUCGGUGGAUUAUCCGAAAGACAAUAUCACGGCCAUUGGUGGAAGCUACAAUCAUAUUUUCAACUAUGAUACAACGCUUAUCACAUCGCUGUACUUCACAACUUCCAAAGGAUAUACCUCUCCCUUGUUUGGUAAGACGAAGGGAGCAGACUUCGAGCUCAAAGCGGAUAAACGUGGAGGAAAGCUUCUUGGGUUCUUUGGCCGCUCUGGCCAAGCUCUUGAUGCUAUCGGAGCUUAUUUCGGUCCACCAGAAGGAGUGGGACUGCGCGGUGGUAUACAUGGAGAAGCAUUUGAUGAUGGCAUUUUCAUUGGUGUGAAGAAAAUAACUGUCGGAAUAGAGGGAAAUCCUUAUAAUUGUAUUUCAUAUAUAAAGGUCGAAUACGAAAAAGACAGGAAAGUGGAGACCCGUGAACACGGGACGAUUCGCGGAGAACUAAAAGAGUUUUCGGUUGAUUAUCCAAAUGAAUAUAUCACAUCCGUUGGUGGGAGCUAUGAUCAUGUUGCUCAAUACUAUGGAACAGUACUGAUCAAAUCGCUAAUCUUUAAAACCAACACUGGAAGAACAUCUACGGUACUUGGUGGGGUAACAGCUUCUGGAAAACCAGCUGGGAGAGAGUUUUUGCUAAAGGGUAAACGUGGAGAAAAGCUUCUUGGGUUCUUUGGACGCUCUGGUCAAGCUCUUGAUGCCAUUGGAGCUUACUUCGGACCGCUUGACGAGAAGGAAAUAAUGUCUAAAAAGGUGGGAGACAUGGGUGGUAACAUGGGGGGAGCAUUUGACGAUGGUGUUUUCGACGGUGUGAAGAAAAUAACAGUCGCAAUAGAGGGAAGUCCUUUUAACUGUAUAUCAUAUAUCAAGAUCGAAUACGAAAAGGACGGGAAACUUGACAGCCGUGAACACGGGACAAUUCGUGGGGAACUAAAAGAGUUUUCGGUGGAUUAUCCGAAUGAAUACAUUGUAUCCGUUGGUGGGAGCUAUGAGCAUGUUCAGUCCUAUGAAAGUGUACUGAUCAAAUCAUUAAUCUUUAAAACCAACACUGGGAAAGCAUCUCCGGUACUUGGUGGGACAACAAGUUGUGGAAAACCAGCUGGGACAGAGUUCAUGCUGGAGGGUAAAAAUGGAGGAAAGCUUCUUGGAUUCUUUGGCCGCUCUGGUCAAGCUCUUGAUGCCAUUGGAGCUUACUUCGACACUGGUUCACUAGGAGGUGUGGCACCACUCGGUGGAAAAAAUGGAGCAGCCUUCGACGAUGGUGUUUUCGAGGGUGUGACAAAAAUAACUGUGGGAAAAGAGGGAAGUCCUUUUAACUGUAUAUCAUACAUCAAGAUCGACUAUGAAAAGGACGGGAAAGUUGAAAGCCGUGAACAUGGGACGAUUCGUGGAGAACUACAAGAGUUUUUGGUUGAUUAUCCGAAUGAAUAUAUCACAUCUGUUGGUGGAAGCUAUGAUCAUGUUGAAUACUAUGAAACUGUGCUGAUCAAAACACUAUUCUUUAAAACGAACACUGGGAAAACAUCUCCGGUACUUGGUGGGACAAAAGCUGGGACAGAAUUCAUGCUGGAGAAUAAAUAUGGUGAAAAGCUUCUUGGAUUCUUUGGACGCUCUGGUCAAGCUCUUGAUGCUAUUGGAGCUUAUUUCGGUUCACCAGGAGGUGUGGGACCGCGCGGUGGUAUACAUGGAGAUGCAUUUGAUGAUGGCAUUUUCAUUGGUGUGAAGAAAAUAACUGUCGCAAUAGAGGGAUUUCCUUAUAACUGUAUUUCAUAUAUAAAGAUCGAAUACGAAAAAGACAGGAAAGUGGAGACCCGUGAACACGGGACGAUUCGAGGAGAACUAAAAGAGUUUUCAGUGGAUUAUCCAAAUGAAUAUAUCACAUCUGUUGGUGGGAGCUAUGGUCAUGUUCGAUACUAUGAAACAGUGCUGAUCAAAUCGCUAAUAUUUAAAACCAACACUAGAAGAACAUCUCCGGUACUUGGUGACGCAACAGCUUCUGGAAAACCAGCUGGGACAGAGUUUUUGCUAGAGGGUAAACGUGGAGAGAAGCUUCUUGGAUUCUUUGGACGCUCUGGUCAAGCUCUUGAUGCCAUUGGAGCUUACUUCGGACCGCUCGGUGGCAUCAAGGGAACACCAUUCGACGAUGGUGUUUUCGAUGGUGUGAAGAGUAUAACCGUCGGAGCUGAUGAAUUCAGUAUAACUUAUAUCAAGAUCGAAUACGAAAAGUGUGGAAAAGUUGAAAUCCGUGAACAUGGGACAAACCGCGGGGAACUAGGAACGUUUACGGUGGAUUAUCCGAAGGACUGUAUCACGGCCGUUGGUGGAAGCUACAAUCAUAUUUUCAACUAUGAUACAACGCUUAUCACGUCGCUGUACUUCACAACUUCCAAAGGAUAUACUUCCCCUUUAUUCGGUAAGACGAAGGGAAUAGACUUCGAGCUCAAAGGUGAAAAUGGAGAAAAGCUUCUUGGAAUUUAUGGACGUGGUGGUACUGCUAUUGAUGCCAUUGGAGCUUACUUCUAG
Molecule: messenger RNA, 3195 nt
Organism: Eruca vesicaria subsp. sativa (arugula)
Lineage: Eukaryota; Viridiplantae; Streptophyta; Magnoliopsida; Brassicales; Brassicaceae
Source: the annotation of a GenBank genome assembly